This is a messenger RNA of Engraulis encrasicolus (European anchovy), 1983 nucleotides long. RefSeq names its product pannexin 2 (gene panx2). Gene Ontology annotation, molecular function: wide pore channel activity. NCBI's taxonomy places the organism in Eukaryota, Metazoa, Chordata, Actinopteri, Clupeiformes, Engraulidae. Gene Ontology annotation, cellular component: plasma membrane. Bases 1 to 1983 code for a protein of 660 amino acids. Gene Ontology annotation, biological process: cell-cell signaling; monoatomic cation transport; positive regulation of interleukin-1 production. The transcript is spliced from 8 exons. The record is from RefSeq and is a predicted model, not a curated record.
AUGCAGAACCUCCUCGACCAGAACCUCGACAUGGCGACGGCGCUGCUGGCCGGGGAGAAGCUGAAGGAGCUGAUCAUGCCAGGCUCGUCGCAGGACGAGAAGGGCGGUGCGCUGGCGGGGCUCAUGGUGCAGCUCAAGCUGGAGCUGCCCUUCGACCGCGUGGUCACCAUCGGCACCGUCAUCAUCCCCAUCCUGCUCGUCACGCUCGUCUUCACACGCAACUUCGCAGAGGAAAGCAUCUACUGCUACACUCCUCACAACUUCACACGUGACCAGGCCCUGUACGCCCGCGGCUACUGCUGGACGGAGCUGCGUGACGCCAUCCCCGGUGUGGAGGCGGAGCUGCGGCCGUCCCUCUUCGAGCACAAGUUCCUGCCCUACGCCCUGCUGGCCUUCGCCGGCAUCAUGUACAUCCCGGCGCUGGGCUGGGAGUUCAUGGCCUCCACACGGCUCACCUCUGAGCUCAACUUCCUGCUGCAGGAGAUCGACAACUGCUACCACCGUGCGGCCGAGGGCCGCGCCCCCAAGAUCGAGAAGCAGAUCCAGUCCAAGGGGCCCGGCAUCACCGAGCGCGAGCGGCGCGAGAUCAUCGAGAACGCCGAGAAGGAGAAGAGCCCCGAGCAGAACCUGUUCGAGAAGUACCUGGAGCGGCGCGGCCAGAGCAACUUCCUGGCCAAGCUGUACCUGGCGCGUCACCUGGCCAUCAUCUGCCUCAGCUCCCUCCCCAUCACCUACCUGAGCACCUACUACGCGCGCCAGCGCCAGAACGAGUUCACGUGCGCGCUGGGCGAGCCGCCGGAUGCCAGCAGCCCGCCGGAGCACCGCCUGGCGGUGAACUGCAAGCUGCCGGCGGUGACGCUGCAGCGCAUCAUGGCGGCGGUGGACAUCGCGUUGCUCUGCACCAUGAACCUCAUCAUCCUCCUCAACCUGCUGCAUCUCUUUGUGGUGCGCAAGUCCAACUUUGUCUUCGACAAGCUGCAUAAGGUGGGCAUCAAGACGCGCCGGCGCUGGCAGAAGUCACAGUUCUGCGACAUCAACAUCCUGGCCAUGUUCUGCAACGAGAACCGCGACCACAUCAAGUCCCUCAACCGGCUGGACUUCAUCACCAACGAGAGCGACCUCAUGUACGACAACGUGGUGCGGCAGCUGCUGGCUGCCCUGGCCCAGUCCAACCACGACGCCACGCCCACCGUCAGGGAUUCGGGCAACCAGACGCUGGACCCCAGCAUGGACCCCAUGGGGCUGGGGAUCGGGGAGCUGGGCGUGGAGCCCUCAGUCAUCAAGAGGCCCCGCAAGAAGAUGAAGUGGAUGCCCUCCUCCAACCCACUGAAUCAGCCCUUCAAAGAGCCUCUGACCAUGACGCGUCUGGAGAACAGCAUGAAGUCGGAGAAGCCCAAGCCGCAGUGGAAGAAGAGCGUGGCCGACAGCUUCAUCGCCCCCCUGCUGGAUAACAAGAGCACACAGCACCCCCCAGCAAAGGACCCGGCAGCAGUGGACAAGAAGCAUGCACGUAAUUUCUCCCUGGAUGUCCACCCUUACAUGCCGGCCAACCACAACCCAGGACCCCCACCGGCCACCUUACCUCUGGACAGUGUCUACAUUGAGGGCAUGGUCCAUGGCCCUACCUCCAACAGUGAGAAGAAGAGCCCACUGCAGCCCAGUGCCACCACCCCCGUGUUCACCAGGAUGGGCCACAUAGGCAGCGCCUACAUGAAUGGGGGCACGUCUGCCCUGGCCGAACACCUCAGCCCUCCCCACACCCUGGAGCCCCUGAGCCUGCAGCCUCUGGAGCCGGAGAGCCAGCCUACCCCUGCCCCUGGCCCUGCCUCUGCCAGCCCGACCCCCACCCGCAUCAGCAGGAAGCUGUCGCACCAGCUGUUGGCCGUGCACCGCACCUCCUUCAAGGAGGAGGACGAGGAGGAGCUGGUCCAAGACCACCUGGCAGACGGACCGGCUGAGCUCAUCGCUGCAGGAGAGUGCUAA